Messenger RNA from Nematostella vectensis (starlet sea anemone), 1122 nucleotides. RefSeq lists its product as uncharacterized. The coding region runs from base 111 to 515 and encodes 134 amino acids. NCBI's taxonomy places the organism in Eukaryota, Metazoa, Cnidaria, Anthozoa, Actiniaria, Edwardsiidae. The record is from RefSeq and is a predicted model, not a curated record. The transcript has 3 exons.
UGGUUGAACGCCCAAAACAUGAAAUUUGAUUCUAGCGAAAUCUAACUCCUCCUGGCUUGAAGCGAGGAAUCGAAUUGUUUGGAGUUUAUAGUGUCCGUUAUCACAAAAAAAUGGAUUCCAAACUACUCGGCGCGCUGUGUUUUAUGCUCACAGUCCCAUUAGUUUCUGGGUUAUCCUGUAUACAAUGUCAGAAUACAGAGGGCUUUGGUAUGUGCAUGAAAUAUAGAGCAUUUGUCGAAUGCGAGGGCUGGCAGGAUCGAUGCUACAAAGCGUCUGUGGACACGUGGUACGAAGGAGAUCCUGUUCUGUUAUUUGGGCGUGGCUGCACCUCUGCCUCUGAGUGUAACGACAAAAAAGUCGAUGUGUGCAAGGGGGGCAAAGGCCAGGACUACCCGUUUGACCAUCAAUGCGAUGUUUACUGCUGUUCCGGAGACUACUGCAACAGUGCCUCGUUACCUGCGGUCAGCGCUAUAAUCUUGGCGGCAUGCGCACUUCUAACUAUCGUUCUUCUCUAAAGAUGAUGUGAGAGUUAAAAAAGAAAAGGAACAUGUUUUACUUCUGAUGAGAGACUCGAGAUUGUGGAUAUAAAGACUCCUUCUCAUGAAGGGGCAGCUUUGCCUGCAAGAGUAAAGUUUUAAGAACUAAGCCUUGCGUUUGUUUGUUUGAAGCUGUUUACAAGUCGAUCUAUUGAUAGGGAAUAUCAGAGCAGGGAAAAGAAUCCAUGUGUUGUACAUAGACUAGACAUUUUUUUUCUACGAUUGUUUAGUCUGGAAAGCGUGUCAGGAAUUUUAUCCACUGUAACUAUAUCAUGGGAAGAUCAAUGUAAUAAUACAAAAUCCACGUUAAGCGGAAUAUUUAAAUGAUUCAAAUAAUUCAACGUUCCCUGCUAGCAGAGGCCUCUUUUCUCUGUAUUUCGCUGGGAUGGCCUCGCGAACGCCAGCCCAGCGAAAUACAGGGAAAAGAGGCCUCUGCUAGCAGGGAAAAUUCAGCGCCGUUCAUCGAACAGUACCCUAGCGACCUCCAAUGUAAUAACACCAUACUAAUGGAUUUUAUAGACUUGUUUGUGGCAGGGAAAUUUCAGUAUUUUAAUGGUUUUAUUAAAAUAAAAAAAGUAUUUUAUCA